AUGCCCAUCGAGAGCUAUCUGGUCUCGGUGCCGACGUCACCUGCGUCCUCUCCCACCGUCUCCACGCCUGCGUCAUCAUAUUCUGCGUCCGUAGACGACUAUGAGGUGGAGAAUACGAUCUCCCUUCAAUCGGGCAAGGCUUCCGCUGUUGGACCGGCGGAGCGCAGCACGGGCUCGGAGGCAGAGUCUUCUGCUGCUACUCUAACUACUGAGAAUGUGUCGGUUGUCAACACCCCCCAAAGAGAUGACGAACAGCACGCGGAGGAGCUGAUCACUCUUAACGGGCAGCAACACCAGCUUACUUCUAUUGCUCGCGAGGAGAGCCAGGCCCGUUUCAUGGUGGACGAAAGCUCCCCGUAUGUUGGUCCGGGCCCCGCCGUGGAGUUCCCCAUCAAUCACGUCUACCGCUGCUUUGAUGUGGAGAACGGCCUCCUGUUCCGCUUGGUGAACAACAAGCGCCACAUAUGGGCCUUCUACAACGACACAUCCGAGUACAUGAUGCGGAUCUCCGUCACUUUCGGGCCCGAGAGCUCUAUCAAGGCCCUCGGCAGCGCGCGCCAGGUUUCCUUCGAUAAGGAGACAGGUCAGUGCCAGCUGAUGCUGGAUGUGGCGCCAGGGGAGACCCAGAACUUCAUGCGCGGCGAAUACAACGGCUUUUACACGUGCUACGACGCAAGUCCGAUUAACGUCGCCACCGACGUUGACGCAUAG
Messenger RNA from Leishmania major strain Friedlin, 711 nucleotides. RefSeq lists its product as hypothetical. NCBI's taxonomy places the organism in Eukaryota, Euglenozoa, Kinetoplastea, Trypanosomatida, Trypanosomatidae. The transcript has a single exon. The record is from RefSeq and is a predicted model, not a curated record. The coding region runs from base 1 to 711 and encodes 236 amino acids.